This is a messenger RNA of Magnusiomyces paraingens, 2523 nucleotides long. RefSeq lists its product as uncharacterized. Gene Ontology annotation, cellular component: elongator holoenzyme complex. The coding region runs from base 1 to 2523 and encodes 840 amino acids. Gene Ontology annotation, molecular function: protein binding. Gene Ontology annotation, biological process: tRNA wobble uridine modification. The transcript is spliced from 2 exons. NCBI's taxonomy places the organism in Eukaryota, Fungi, Ascomycota, Dipodascomycetes, Dipodascales, Dipodascaceae. The record is from RefSeq and is a predicted model, not a curated record.
AUGCCAUUGUCUAUAAGCAAUGAGCUUAUCGCUAUUGGUGCUAACCGCCAUGUUGAUUCAUCCGAUUGGGACGAUACAAACGAGAUCCUUGCCUUUGGAGGUGGCCAUCUCAUUAAUCUCUGGAAACCUCUGACCACUUCCAACAUUUACUUCUCUCUCAAAGGUCAUACUGCUGAAGUCACUUGCGUCAAAUUUGUCGAAAAUGGUGCUCUAAUCAUCUCAGCUUCCGCAGAUGGCCAGGUUAAUGUUUGGCAACGAAACGAUGCUACUCUCACAUACUCUCUUCUACAAGAGUUUGGUGAUCACCAUCAACAGUCCGUCACAACCUUGACUGCAACAAGAGGUGCUAUCUCUUCGGUCAUUGUUUCAGGAUCUUCUGAUGGUCACCUUUCCUUUUGGGCCGUUGAUCUUUCCAUCCCAGAUUCUCCAGUUUCUCUCAUUAGUAACCUCAACUUUGGUGUUUCCACUCUCCCCCUCGCAUCCGCAAUAACCUUUUUACCACAGCAAAAUUCUUCCUCUUCACCUUCACCAUCACCAUCACCACCAUCUCAAGACCAAUUUGCUGUGGCGGUCGGAAAUACAAGCAAAUACACCUACAUUUAUGUCGGCGGGCCCGACCAGCCCUUUACGGAAACUGCAAAACUUGAGGGCCAAAGCGAUUGGGUCCGCGCACUCGCCUUUUCUCACGUCCAACCAAAUGGAUCAAUUUAUCUUGCCUCUGGAUGUCAGGAUAGAUAUAUCCGAAUUUGGAAUCUUUCCCAGGGUAAGUACGAUCCAUUGGCUCCAACCGACGAUGAAGACAAUAAUAAGGACUACGAAGAUGAACAAACACGUCAACUCUCAAACAAGGUUUACCCAUUAUAUACCUCAUCAGGAGCCGCAUACAAUAUGAAGUUUGAUGCACUGAUCAUUGGCCAUGACGACUGGAUCUACUCUCUACAAUGGCACCCCUCAAAGCUCCAGCUCAUGUCUUCCUCCGCUGACUCAUCCAUCAUGAUUUGGUCCCCUGACGAGCUUUCUGGAGUCUGGCUCUCAAAAACACAGCUCGGUGACAUCUCAAUUAAGGGCGCUUCUACUGCCACUGGUGCUUAUGGUGGCAUGUGGUAUUCUUCCUGGAUCGGCUCAGACAAUCGUACCAUUAUUUCUCUCUCAAACACAGGUGCUUGGAAGUGCUGGACUCAAGUCGACAAUGAAUCCCACAUUUGGAAACCGGAACGAGGUAUUUCCGGCCACUUUAAAAGUGUCACCGACGUUAGCUGGUCAACAGAUGGCCGUUAUCUCUUAAGUACAGGCCUUGACAAGACAACCCGUCUUUUCGCUCCCUGGCUUAAGGACCCUAACACCCCGCCGGGCACAAAACACAAGUGGUACGAAAUGGCACGCCCCCAAAUCCACGGCUACGAUAUGAUUGCCAUUGAGUCUCUCUCUCCCUCGGUUUUUGUUAGCGCCGGCGAUGAAAAAGUCUUGCGCGCUUUUAAUAUUACAAAGUCACUUGCUACUCUUCUUAACAAUACAAUUGGUCUGACUAUCGAUACUGAGUCUCUUUCAUCUGGCGCAGCCACUGUCCCUGCUUUGGGUCUUUCCAACAAAGCAGUCACUGGCGAUGCUGAUGUUGUUGACGAUGUUGCUGAAGAAGACAAGGACUUGGGCACAGAAGCCACUGAAGAUAUUGGUAUUGAUGAAACUGCUCCACCUCUCGAGGAUCAACUCCAGCGGUUGACCCUUUGGCCUGAAAUUGAAAAGAUUUAUGGCCACGGUUAUGAAGUUACCACACUUGCUAUUUCCCACGACAGGUCUUUGGUAGUUUCAUCAUGCAAGGCCAACUCUAAGGACCAUGCUGUUAUACGGAUAACAGAUACUGAAACUUGGCAAAAGGAGUUCAAGCCGUUGUCAUUCCAUACACUCACUCCAACCUCUCUUAAAUUCUCUCCUGACGACAAGUACCUGCUUUCUGUUUCUCGUGACCGUACCUGGGCUCUUUGGCAAAGAAACGGCACAAGCAUUCAGGAAACCGGGAACUCCAUCUUCGACCUGGUUGAAACCAGCAAGCUCCACACACGUAUUGUUUGGGAUUGCUGUUGGGCAUACAUUCCAGAAAACAAGGCAUAUUUCUUUUUCACAGCUUCUCGUGACAAAACAGUAAAAGUCUGGACCCAGGCUCCUGAAAACUCUGACAAGAAGUGGGAAAACGUUUUGGGUAUUCAGUUUAAGGAACCCGUCACAGCCAUCGAUGUCAAGUACAUACCGGAAACUGGUAAGCAUGUUCUUGCGGCUGGUCUUGAUGACGGCUCCAUCAGUUUAGUUGCACUGAUGAUUAACCCGGUGGCGGAUGAAAAGAAGGUCGAGGCAGAACCUGCCGUAAAAGUUGAUGCUACCAUCACACCUUCAGGACGAAUCAGCAAGCUUACUUGGAACCCCCACCCGGAGAAUCUUGUAGGUCUUGACGGUGACAAAACCCCGUCUAACCUGAUUGCAAUUGCUAGUGAGGACCGAUCGGUCCGUGUUUUAAAGGUUUCUGUUUAA